AUGGCAUCGCCAGCGGCGAAGCGCACCCGCGACCCGUCCGCGCCGGCGUUCCCCACGAACAAGGAAGCCCCCGACCUGCCCUCCAAGACCCGCAUCUUCUGCGAUAUCCUGGCCUCCCGCGCCGACGACGACGUGGACGCCGCGCUCGACAAGGCCGACAUCCGCGGCGUAACCACCGCUGACGUCGAGCAGGUGCUCCGCUUAUCCUACGCGCACCCGUGCGCCGCCACCGCCUUCUUUCACUGGGCGGGGAACCGGCACCUCGGCCACGAGCACCACUCCCCCUACUCGUGGAACCUCGUCGUCGACAUCCUCGGCACAAACCGCCUCUUCGCGCGCAUGUGGGACACCGUCGACUCCAUGCACUCGCGGCGGCUGCUCUCGCUCGACACUUUCGCCUCCGUAUUCUCCUCCCUGGCGGCGAGCCCCGGCUGUUCCCCGCUCAAGGCGUUCAUGGACGACACGCCGGCGCUCAACUCGCUCCUCUCCGCGCUCUGUCGUGCCGACCGCCUGGACGACGCCCGCGCCGCCAUCCUGGUAGCCCGCGCCGAGGCCGGCACGCGUCCGGACGCCGACUCCUACGCCAUCCUCCUCGAGGGCUGCGAGGCUGCCGCCGACCCGCGGGCCGCGCGCGUCGUGUUCGACGAAAUGGGCAGUCUUGGGCAUGCUGAGGUGAUAGUGGAUUAUCUCGACGACAUGAUCUUUGAUGGAGUGUUCCCUGAUUCCAACACAUACAAUGUGGUCCUCCAGCUUUUGCUGGAGGGAAGGGAGCUCCGUAAGGCAGCGGCAAUAUUUAGCGAGAUGGUUAAGAACGAAUGUUGGCCAAACGAGGGAAAUUGUGCACGUGCACUUCGCUUGUUUUUGGAUGCACGCUAUUGGGAGACUGGGAUCAAAGUCUGGAGCUGCGUGGUGGAGAAUGGCUUGCCACCUUUAGAGGAGUGUGGGAACAUGCUUGUAUCAAAGCUGAAGGAUGUCAGGCUACCUGAGGCAUGCAAUGAUGCAAGUAUGCAGAAGACAUGGUUGAUCGUGGUAUCAAGUUGA
Molecule: messenger RNA, 1041 nt
Organism: Miscanthus lutarioriparius
Lineage: Eukaryota; Viridiplantae; Streptophyta; Magnoliopsida; Poales; Poaceae
Source: the annotation of a GenBank genome assembly